AUGGGUUCGCCGGCCUUGCUCCGAGGCGGUCGGACACCACGUCUUGUUCCACAGAGUCGGAUUGCGCGACCCCGACUGCCAGGCGGAUACUCGACCCUAGCCUCAGCUCGCCCGCAACUCGUCGCUCCGCCCCGACCCUCCAUGCACCCUUCUCUCCUCCUCGCUCACAUGGGCGGGAUCUUCGCAGCCAGCUGCCUUUUGCCGGGAAUAGGGGCGCGUCGGACGGCUAUGCGGGCAGCUGAAUCUCCCGAGAGCGAGGCGGACGAACCGAUGGAAGGGCCGGCGGACGAGGAGGAAGUCGACCUGCCACUCGCCUACCCUCUCCAACGACCGCACCCCUAUCCAAAUCAUCUCAUCAAUCUCGCGCAGCAGCUAUCGACGCAGAUCAAGCAGAACCCGCUUGACUCCGUCUUCACCCUCCGCCAGCUCCACCUCGUCACGCAGCGAAUACCACGGCGACUACCCCUCCCGCAAGACCCCGUGUCCGACUCACCUAUCCUUCGAGAACUCCGCCCCGAACCGUGGGUCUGGCAGCUACCAGCAACGGCCGCCAUCGACGCGAUUGUCGAAGUUCUCGACGAUCCCGUUCACAGCAACGACCCUCGAGUCGCCCAGGAGCUCCUCCCCAUCGCCGUCAUCAUUGCGCGAAAUUCUCUUCACUGGGACGCGACCAUGUUCUGCGAGAUCUUGCCCCAGCUCGAGGCAGAAGCGCGGUCUCGGACGUGGGAACUGCUCGGCGCGUAUCAGAGGCAGCGCAGGAAAGUGCGGGCGCCGCAGGUUCAGCCUGUGGUCGUGCGGCGUCUGUCGAAGCGUGAGCGCGUGCGGGGGCCGGAACCGGAGGCGGCAGCCUGGCGGGGAACGCCCCGGGACGUCGAGCGUGCACCAACCACCGCACCGCCGCCAGCGUCCGGCUUCUUCACGAAGGCUGCGCCAGUUCCGCCUCCAGCACCAGCUUCUCUCCGACCACCCAUCUCGGUCCCGACUCCGUCCCUCGAAUCGCUCGUCGAGCGUCUCGCACGGCAUAGCAACUUCAGGGACGAGACGAUGUCCUUGUCGUACGGGCUGUCGGCUCUGCGGCGGAAAAGGCGAGUAUGGCCGACAUUGGCUGCGGCACGAGCCGCUAUUGGUGCGGACCGGAUUGACCAGGCUUCAAUGAGCUGGGCGGAUGCGCUCAGGUCGAUGCCGCACACGUCGCCCGGCCUGUCGAUGCACACGCAGCUCCGACGCAUCCUGUUCGUCCUGCGGAGCCGCAUGCGACGGGAGGGAGGCGACUUCUUCGCCGUCCCGAACCACGAAACCUUCGCAGCCGUCUCGCAUCUCGCCCAAGCGCUGGACGCCGAAUGGGCACGCAUUCUCGAGGUGCCCCAGCGAGAUCCACGUCCCGCACAACAACUAAUCAACUUCCUCUCGGCCGUCCCACCUCCUCCGCCGACGCGAUACUUCCUGCCAAGAUCGCGGCGACACCAGAACGCUCAAGACCACGCGCGUGUCUUCGCGAUGGUCCGCGAGGUCUUUCGGCGGAUCAUGGAGGACAUGCUUGACAGCAAGAUCGCCGUCGGUGGUCACGACGUCGUCGUGUCGGAACGCGAUAGCUCUUCGAAGCGGGAGCGCAAGUUGCCGCUCAAAGCGCCUCAGUUCAACGGCCUCAUCCUCUUCGCCUUGCGCAAGAUGGAGUCGCCCGACCUUGCGACUCGACUGCUGCAGUGCAUGCGGGACUACGGCUUCGUCCCGACCGAGCACACGCAGACGAUCGUCUUCUCCGCCCUCGCCUCGAGCCAGAAGAUUCCUCUCGAGCAGAUCCUCGCUGCGGCCGAGCAAUCUCCCACGACUGUCCCCCUUCUCCUCAAACACCGCGCACAACAAUCCGACUUUGAAGAUCUGUACCGCAUCGUCUUCGGCCUUCUCCCCGAACUCGAUUACAACCGGACUCGCAGCGUGCGAGACGUUGCCCAACCGCCCCCUCCUGGCCGCUCUCUCCACCUUUACGCGACCCUACUCGAGCUCGUCACCCGUGCAGGUCAUGUUGGACUCGCCGAGCGCGUGUUCCGCAACGGACGCUGGGCGGCAGAGCUGUCGCGGCCGAAUCGAGACGCCAUGCCGCCAAAGGACGAGGGCUGGGUCGUACCUCCGUCGAUGUACACCAUCAUGCUGCGCCUGUACGCGCAACAGGCUCGGCGGGGGCGAUUCCUCGGUCGACGGCAUCGCGAGGUGCCGGAUCCUCGAGCGUGGGUGCGCGGCUGGGGUCGGCGAGCCCUCACAAACUUCCUUCUGUACGAGCAGCGCGCUCGCAUGGAGGAGAACCUCGGCACAUCGGCCACCUCGUUCCUCGACUCGAGCUCGCCGUUACGCUUCCUGCCGUCUGGCAACCCCUCGGCUUCGUCGCGCCUCCAGUCCGUCCUGCGCUCUGAGGCGGCAGCCAUCGUCGCCAUUGCCGAGCUCGAGAACGCUUCGAGGGAACCCGAGUUGCGCAGCCUGCACGACGCGAUGACCAGCCCAUACUCGCUCGAGGCGCUCGAGACGCUCUUCCCCGAUGCGGUUGAGCAGCGGUUAAAGGCCGAAGAGGCGCAGACGGGCGAGACGGAGGUGCAGCGGCGUCUGCGGGAGCACGAGGUCAAGAUGUGGAGGAGGCGGUUCCGUCCCGCAGAGACGGCCGAGGCGGCGCGAGAUGUCGCUCGCCAGCAGUGGGGUCAGCACCAGCACCUGGAGCGGGAGGUUCGGAGGGAGGAAAGGCAGAAGCGGAGACACAAGCGCCGAAGCAGAAGCAGUGAGGGGGGUUGA
This is a messenger RNA of Rhodotorula toruloides NP11, 2778 nucleotides long. RefSeq lists its product as uncharacterized. The transcript has a single exon. The record is from RefSeq and is a predicted model, not a curated record. The coding region runs from base 1 to 2778 and encodes 925 amino acids. NCBI's taxonomy places the organism in Eukaryota, Fungi, Basidiomycota, Microbotryomycetes, Sporidiobolales, Sporidiobolaceae.